UCACCAGGCACGACAGUGGGCUCAGAGUCAAUUGGCAUGACAGCGGGCACCGGGUCAUCAGGUACCGGAUCGUCUGGCUCGACAGCAGGCACCGGGUCACCAGGCAUGACGGCGGGCACUGGGUCAUCAGGCAUUGGAUUGUCUGGCUCGACAGCGGGCAUCAGGUCACCAGGCAUGACAGCGGGCACCGGGUCAUCAGGUACCGGAUCGUCUGGAUCGACAGCGGGCACCGGGUCAUCUGGCAUUGGAUCGUCUGGCUCGACAGCGGGCAUCGGGUCACCAGGCAUGACAGCAGGCACUGGGUCAUCAGGCACGGCAGGCUCACCGGUUUGGAUACUGGCAGGAUGGUACUGGUUGGAA
This is a messenger RNA of Staurois parvus, 360 nucleotides long. NCBI's taxonomy places the organism in Eukaryota, Metazoa, Chordata, Amphibia, Anura, Ranidae. The record is from the annotation of a GenBank genome assembly.